Messenger RNA from Tyto alba (common barn owl), 2719 nucleotides. It is a transcript of the gene GJB3, whose product is annotated as gap junction protein beta 3. The coding region runs from base 817 to 1590 and encodes 257 amino acids. The transcript is spliced from 4 exons. Lineage: Eukaryota; Metazoa; Chordata; Aves; Strigiformes; Tytonidae. Gene Ontology annotation, cellular component: connexin complex. The record is from RefSeq and is a predicted model, not a curated record. Gene Ontology annotation, biological process: cell communication.
CACUGCGUGGGGACCCUGCUGCCACGCUCUGCCACCCGGUCUGUGGCACAAUUUGGGAAAGGUCCCAUCCGGGACGCCCCAGCCCUGGCUGGGCGGUGGCUGCAGGUUGCUGUAGGUUGAAGAUACCGAUGAGGUGUUGCAAAACUAUUACUAAGGUAAAACCAUUUAAAAAGUAGGUUAGAAUUGCGUAAUUUGUGAUUCUUAGCAACGACUGCUGGCUGACCCAUACCUGGGGGGACGGUGUAAGCCCAGUGUUGAUCCCCGGCCGCCCUGGUCUUGCGUGGGGUUUGCUGCUGGGCUCGCAGUGCCCAGAGCCACCCGUGCUGGGGUCGGAGCAUCACCUGGCAGGGGCUCACCGAGAAUUCCGGCUCCGUUGAUCUCACUGCAGGAUUUGACCCGCCUUUAUUGUUCAACCUGAGCGUGUGUGUGCAUGUACGCAGGCAAGAAGCUCUACAGGAGCUGUUUGCCAGACUCACCCAGUGACUGGGAACAGCACAAACUACCCUUCCCCUCCCCACACACACGCAGUGCUGCAGAGGGAGCCUGGGCACGCCGGAGGGCUGAGGACAACACAGCUGGGAAAGAGAAUCCCGACUCCACAAGCUGCCCGGAUCUGGCCCUUCCUGGCUGGGCAGCCCCAGGACGCCUCGCCGUGCCGUGCAGCCAUCCCCGGACGAGGGGACCCUGAUCUCCCGUGUGCCAUCGUGUCCCCGGCCAUGCCCCACCGUGGGCACUUCCCGCCCCACAGCCCCCAGUGAGUGGGGAAGGAGCCUGAGCCUCCUCCAGGUCGGGUGACUCUGGUCUCCGCCGGCCGCCAUGGAUUGGAAAACGCUGCAGGCGCUGCUCAGCGGGGUCAACAAGUACUCCACAGCCUUCGGCCGCAUCUGGCUCUCCGUGGUCUUCGUCUUCCGUGUGCUGGUCUACGUGGUGGCGGCCGAGCGCGUGUGGGGAGAUGAGCAGAAGGACUUUGACUGCAACACGCGGCAGCCGGGCUGCACCAACGUCUGCUACGACCACUUCUUCCCCAUCUCCCACAUCCGCCUCUGGGCCCUGCAGCUCAUCUUUGUCACUUGCCCUUCCCUCCUGGUCAUCAUGCACGUGGCCUACCGGGAGGACCGCGAGAAGAAGAACCGGCAGAAGAAUGGGGAGAAUUGCCCCAAGCUCUACAGCGACACGGGCAAGAAGCAUGGCGGGCUGUGGUGGACCUACCUGCUCAGCCUCUUCUUCAAGCUUAUCAUUGAGAUCCUGUUCCUCUUCCUCCUCCACAAGAUGUGGGACAGCUUUGACUUGCCACGGCUGGUCAAGUGCUCCAACGUGGAGCCCUGCCCCAACACCGUAGACUGCUACAUCGCCCGGCCAACCGAGAAGAGAGUCUUCACCUAUUUCAUGGUCGGAGCCUCCUCCAUCUGCAUCGUCCUCACCGUCUGCGAGAUCUUCUACCUCAUUUUCAAGCGGGUUGUCCGGAGUGCACGGAGGUGGAAGAAGUCCAUCAAGCGCUCUGUCAGCUACAGCAAGGCCUCCACCUGCCGCUGCCACCUCAAGACGGAGGAGAAGGACAGCAAGUCCCAGACCAGAGCAGAGGAGCUGUGAGCUCGCCCAUCCCCGCCGGCUCGCCUUCCCCUUGGCCCAGCAGCUUUCCAAGCGUGCCAAGUCCCCAAACCCUCAAGAGUGGACGCGCGUGAAAAAUGACUAAACCCAACAAACUCAUGUCCCCCGAGAGAGGCCCGUGGGGGCCUGAGCAGACGCAGGUAAGGCGAGGGCAGCCCUGGAGCUCUGCUGGCUGCAGCGGUGCCGCGGGGCUCGGACAUCCCACCGACGCACAGACACCGUGCACGACUCUGCCCAGCCUGGCCGUGAGCUCAGCCAAGGGCGGCAGGGAUGGAGCCGUCAAGCUGGGAAGGCACGAGGGCCUGGGGCUGGCGGGAGGGAGCAGGGGGGCUCCCGUGUCCCAGCAGCUUCUCUUGGGUCCUCCAGCUCUGCAGCUCCCAUGCUGGGUACGAAGGCAUCGGUUGGUGCCUGGUCAGGGCUGGUGUCACCCAGCACAGUGACAAUCCUCCCGGCUCACUGGGCCUCGCACAUGCACAGUCCCAAGCUCUGUUUCAUCCUCCUUUCCUUUGUACCAAGAAUCCAAAGAGAUGCCGGGCUCAGCGCCAUGGCCAGAGCCUUCUUCACGCACCCAAAGUAAUGACGGAGGAGCCGAGCUGUCGCCAAGUGCUCAGUUGGCCCAGUUUGCCCAGUUCACCAGUGCUGGGGCAGGAGCAGCUUUUCUCACUUCGCUCACGCAAGCGCUGUGCCGGUGUCCUGCCCAAACGCCCUUGCUGGCUCUGCUGCUUCCCCCCUCACCUUGGCCGGACACAUCCUGCAAGACAAAAGCUGCGGAUCCAAAAGGUCAAUAAACGUCGUGUGGUGUAUAGACGCUGGGAUCUGCACACUGCAAAUCAGGGGGACCGGUGAGGGCAGAAGAAAUGGAUUUGCAGAGGUUCCCCAGGAGCCCGUGGCCAAGUCCCCCUCACUCCCACCCACGCCGGGGCAGCACGAGUUGAGCCCCAGGGCUGGCGUGCCCAGCACCUGCCCCCUCCACCUCCUCCCCGCUUGUCAUACGUCAUUACACCUUAAUUCACCAGAACCGCACGCUGGCCCCCAAGGAAAUCAAGGAGGGAUCAGCAUCAAUUAUUUACUAAACCUUGAUAAAUAUUACAAUAAAUAGGAAUGAUUUCCA